GCAGAGGGAGGUGGGACAGAGAGAGGCUAACGCUUUUAUAAUGAUUUGAGGCGGCUGCCAGAAGAGGCAAAGCCUUUGCAGAACAGCCUCUCAUCAGCAGCCUGUCUGUUCUCUUCUAAGAUACUAGAGAGACAAUAUGACUAAUAGGAGCCCCUUGGUCUUCAUGUCUUUGGUGUGUGCACUCUUGAACAUGUGCCAGGCACAGGGGGUGCAUGACGACAAGCCUAAUAUUGUCCUGAUUAUGGCCGAUGACCUGGGUAUUGGAGAUCUGGGCUGCUACGGCAAUGACACCAUCAGGACUCCUCACAUCGACCGCCUUGCCAGGGAAGGAGUGCAGCUGACCCAGCACCUCUCGGCUGCCUCCCUCUGCAGCCCAAGCCGGUCCGCGUUUCUCACGGGAAGGUACCCCAUCCGAUCAGGUAUGGUUUCCAGUGGUAAUAAUACACGUGUCGUUAAGAGUCUUGCAGCCCCCUCAGGCCUCCCUCCAAAUGAGACAACAUUUGCAGCCUUGCUAAAGAAGCAAGGAUACAGCACGGCGCUUAUAGGCAAAUGGCAUCAAGGCCUGAACUGCGACUCCCGAAGUGACCACUGCCACCAUCCAUAUAAUUAUGGGUUCGACUACUACUAUGGCAUGCCAUUCACUCUCGCUGACGGCUGCUGGCCGGCCCCCUCUCGUGACAUGGAACUAGCCUUUGAGAGUCGGCUCUGGCUCUGCGUACAGCUGGUUGCCAUUGCUGUACUCACACUGACCUUUGGGAAACUGAGCGGCUGGGUCUCUGUUCCCUGGCUCCUGAUCUUCUCCAUGAUUCUCUUUAUUUUCCUCUUGGGCUAUGCUUGGCUCUCCAGCUUCACGACCCGUUUAUACUGGGACUGCCUCCUCAUGCGGGAGCACGAGAUCACAGAGCAGCCCAUGAAGGCUGAACGGGCUGGAUCCAUCAUGGUGAAGGAGGCGAUUUCCUUUUUAGAAAGGCACCGUGAGGGACCUUUCCUCCUCUUCUUCUCCUUUCUUCACGUGCACGUACCUCUCCCCACCACAGACGAUUUCAUUGGCACCAGCAAGCAUGGCUUAUAUGGGGACAAUGUGGAAGAAAUGGACUCCAUGGUGGGCAAGAUUCUUGAUGCUAUAGACGAGUUUGGCCUAAGGAACAACACCCUCGUCUACUUUACAUCUGACCACGGAGGGCAUUUGGAGGCUAGGCGAGGGCAUGCCCAACUUGGUGGAUGGAAUGGAAUAUACAAAGGUGGAAAAGGCAUGGGGGGCUGGGAAGGUGGAAUCCGCGUCCCAGGAAUUGUUCGAUGGCCUGGAAAGGUACCAGCUGGACAGUUGAUUAAGGAAGCUACAAGUUUAAUGGAUAUUUUACCAACUCUCGCAUCAGUAUCAGGAGGAAGUCCCCCUCAGGACAGGGUCAUUGACGGCAGAGACCUCAUGCCCUUGCUGCAGGGCAACAUCACGCACUCGGAACAUGAGUUUCUGUUUCACUACUGCGGCUCCUACCUGCAUGCUGUGAGGUGGAUCCCCAAGGACGACAGUGGCGCAGUUUGGAAGGUUCACUACGUGACCCCGAUAUUCCAGCCACCAUCUUCCGGUGCCUGCUAUGUCACCUUAUUAUGCGGAUGUUUCGGAGAACUGGUUACCUAUCACAACCCCCCUCUGCUCUUCGAUCUCUCCAGGGACCCCACGGAGUCCACACCCCUGACGCCUGACACAGAGCCCCUCCACGAUUUUGUGAUUGAAAAGGUGGCCGGCGCUCUGAAGAAACACCAGGAAAGCAUCGUGCCCGUGAUCCACCAGCUCGGGGAACUGAAUCACGACCGGAUAUGGCUGACUCCUUGCUGCGGGGUGUUCCCAUUCUGUCUGUGUGACAAGGAAGGAGAAGAGAUAGCUACAAUCAGGUGACCAAAGCUCAAACACUUUGGUGCUUUCAAGUUUGCAGGGAGUGCAUUUAAGAGCCAAUAAAUUCCUCUACCACUCAGGAUGA
Molecule: messenger RNA, 1979 nt
Organism: Saimiri boliviensis boliviensis (Bolivian squirrel monkey)
Lineage: Eukaryota; Metazoa; Chordata; Mammalia; Primates; Cebidae
Gene: ARSF
Product: arylsulfatase F
Molecular function (GO): arylsulfatase activity
Source: RefSeq, a predicted model, not a curated record